CUGUAAAGUAAGUGGAAAACAGAAUAAAAUAAUUUUCAUCUGUAAUGGGAAUCUGCUCAUCAGUUGCAUCCCUGAGUAUUCAUGAUGCUGAGUGUGGCCAUGAAAAUGCUAUAUUCAUCCAAGGAAAUAAUGUUUCUAAUGGUCUUGGUUCUCUUUACUCUAGGCAAGGUAGCAAAGGACUAAACCAAGAUGCAGCUAUUCUUUACCAGGGCUAUGGAGUGGAAGAUGGAGCUCUGUGUGGUGUUUUUGAUGGGCAUGGGAAGAAUGGUCAAGUAGUGAGCGAGCUUGUAUGUAACCAUCUGCCUUCACUCUUACUUAGCCAAAAGAAUGCUCUCUCAAAGGUUAAUUUUUAUAUGUGGAAAGAGGCUUGUGUCAGUGCCUUCAAGUUGAUGGACAAGGUUAUAGAGCUUCAAGUGAUUUUGGACAGCUCUUGUAGUGGAACCACUGCUGUUGUUGCCAUAAGACAGGGCCAAGAUCUUGUUAUAGCUAACCUUGGGGACUCAAGGGCUGUUUUAGGGACACUUACCAAGAAUGGGGUCGAGGCUGUUCAGUUAACCAGAGACUUAAAGCCAGGCUUGCCUUCUGAAGCAGAAAGAAUAAGGAACUGCAAUGGCCGGGUGGCUGCACUAAACCAUGAACCGCACAUUCAACGGGUAUGGCUGCCCCAUGAUGACACUCCAGGCCUUGCCAUGUCACGAGCUUUCGGAGACUUCAUUCUCAAAGACCAUGGCAUCAUUGCCAUCCCGGAUAUCAAGUAUCACCGCCUAACUCCCGACGACCAAUUCAUCAUUCUUGCAACUGAUGGGGUUUGGGAUGUUCUAAGUAAUGAUCAAGUUGCAUCCAUUGUGUGGGAAGCAGAGAGUGAACAAGAAGCAGCAAGACUGGUGGUGGAGGCAGCUACCACUGCAUGGAAAAAUAAGUCUCCUACUGCAAAAGUAGAUGACUGCAGUGUGGUUUGCCUCUUUUUGCAAAAGAAACAUCAUGUUGUGGCAGUGGACACUUGAACUAUAAACAUUUUCUUGAUGAAAUUUAGAGUUAUUCUGUUUGACACUUGAGUAUUUUUUAAGAUUUGGAAGCCACAAAUCCAUGUAAACACUGGUUAAACAGCAAGUCCAGUGGAAGAUAUAUACCU
Molecule: messenger RNA, 1132 nt
Organism: Juglans regia (Persian walnut)
Lineage: Eukaryota; Viridiplantae; Streptophyta; Magnoliopsida; Fagales; Juglandaceae
Product: probable protein phosphatase 2C 72
Exons: 5
Coding region: 45-1004 (319 amino acids)
Biological process (GO): protein dephosphorylation
Molecular function (GO): protein serine/threonine phosphatase activity
Source: RefSeq, a predicted model, not a curated record